Messenger RNA from Cervus elaphus (red deer), 939 nucleotides. RefSeq names its product olfactory receptor 1020-like. NCBI's taxonomy places the organism in Eukaryota, Metazoa, Chordata, Mammalia, Artiodactyla, Cervidae. The coding region runs from base 1 to 939 and encodes 312 amino acids. Gene Ontology annotation, biological process: sensory perception of smell; G protein-coupled receptor signaling pathway. Gene Ontology annotation, cellular component: membrane. The record is from RefSeq and is a predicted model, not a curated record. The transcript has a single exon. Gene Ontology annotation, molecular function: G protein-coupled receptor activity; odorant binding; olfactory receptor activity.
AUGAGCAACCAUUCCACAGUGACUGAAUUUAUUCUCCUGGGGUUCAGCGAUCAUCCAGAGCUACAGAGUCUUCUUUUUAUGAUAUUUCUAUUCAUCUAUACGAUCACUGUGUUUGGAAAUCUUGGCAUGAUCCUGUUAAUCAAGAUUGACUCCCAUCUCCACACUCCAAUGUAUUUUUUCCUCAGUAACCUGUCCCUUGUUGACUUCUGCUACUCUUCUGUCAUUGCCCCUAAAAUGCUCGUAAAUUUCUGGGCAGAGAACCCAGUCAUUUCAUUCAAUGAAUGUGCCACUCAGUUCUUCUUUUUUGGUUCCUUCGCUGGCAUUGAGGGAUUCCUGCUGACCGUGAUGGCCUAUGACCGUUACGUAGCCAUCUGCAAACCUCUCCUUUACACGGUCACUAUGUCCCCCCAACUGAACGCCCUGCUGGUGUUGGCCACAUACCUCGCCGGCUUCAUAAAUGCUGCCGUUCACACGGGCCUCACCUUCCAGCUGUCCUUCUGCCACUCCAGUGUCAUCAACCACUUUUUCUGUGACACUCCACCCCUCCUGAAACUCGCGUGUUCUGACACUCGUGUCAAUGAAGCUGUCAUUUUUGCUUUUGCCAGUUUUAACGAACUGAGCUGCCUCCUGACUAUUCUCAUUUCCUAUCUCUACAUCCUCGCUGCCAUCUUGAGGCUCCGCUCUGCUGAGGGGAGGCACAGAGCCUUCUCCACCUGCGCGUCCCACCCGAUGGCGGUCACCGUCUUCUUUGGCACAAUCCUGUUCAUGUACCUGCGGCCCAGCGGCAGCUACUCAAUGGGCCAAGACAAAGCGGUGUCCGUGUUUUACACGGCGGUCAUCCCCAUGUUAAACCCGCUCAUCUAUAGUCUGAGAAACAAGGACGUCAAAACCUCCUUUGGCAAAAUUUUUAAAACAUCCUCUUUUUGCUUCUGUACUUAA